AUGCUAAUUUUGUGGACUGAGAUAGUGCAAGCCUCGUUUAUUUUCCUCACCACUGAGUCUUUAGGUUUACUUCUAGAUCCGUGUGCUUAUAUCACCCCUGAAUCUCCAGUUGUACAACUUGGUUCUAACUUCACUGCAGUUUGUGUCCUAAAGGAAAAAUGCAUGGACAAUUAUUCUGUAAAUGCUGAAAACAUUUUCUGGAAAAUGAACCAUGAUAUUGUUCCUAAGGAACAAUAUACUGUCAUAAACAGAACAGCAUCUAGUGUCACCUUUACAGAUAUAUCUUUAUUAAAUACUCAACUCACUUGUAACAUUUAUAUAUUUGGACAAAUUCAGCAAAAUGUUUAUGGAAUCACAGUAACUUCAGGCUUGCCUCCAGAAAAGCCUAAAAAUUUGGAUUGUAUUGUCAUUGAGGAAAAAAAUAUGAUGUGUACUUGGGAUCCUGGAAGGUACACCUUUCUGGAAACAACCUAUACUUUAAAAUCUGAAUGGGCAACAGAGAAGUUUGCUGAUUGUAAAGCAAAGCAUGACAUUCCAAACUCAUGUACUCUUGAUAAUUCUCCUAUAUAUUUCGUCAACAUUGAAGUCUGGGUAGAAGCAAAGAAUGCCCUUGGGAAGAUUACAUCAGAUCAUAUCAAUUUUGAUCCUAUAGAUAAAGUGAAGCCCAAUCCACCACGUAAUUUAUCAAUCAGAUACUCAGAGGAACUGUCUAGUAUCUUAAAAUUGACGUGGAUCAACCCAAAUAUUGAAAGUUUUAUGAGUCUGAAAUACAACAUUCAAUAUAGGACCAAGGAUGCAUCAACAUGGAGCCAGAUUCCUCAAGAAGAUACAUCAUCCAGCAGAUCUUCAUUCACUGUCCAGUACCUUAAACCCUUUACAGAAUAUGUAUUUAGGAUUCGUUGUAUGAAGGGAGACGGUAGGGGAUUCUGGAGUGACUGGAGUGAAGAAGCAAGUGGGACCACUUACGAAGCAAGACCAUCCAAGGAACCAAGUUUCUGGUAUAAGAUAGAUCCAUUGCAUACACAUGGCUAUAGACAUGUAAAACUCAUGUGGAAGACAUUACCUCCUUUUGAAGCCAAUGGAAAAAUCUUGGAUUAUGAAGUGACUCUUACAAGAUGGAAAUCUCACUUUCAGAAUUACAGAGUUAAUGACACAAAGCUGAUAGUAAACCUCACAAAUGAUCGCUAUAUAGCAACUCUGACAGCAAGAAAUCUGGUUGGCAGAUCAGAUGUAUCUAAUUUAACUAUUCCUGCCUGUGACUUCAAAGCUACUCACCCUGUAACGGAUCUCAAAGCAUUCCCCAAAGAUAGCAAGCUUUGGGUAAAAUGGACAGCUCCUAAAGCGUCUGUAAAGAAAUACAUACUUGAAUGGUGUGUGCUAUCAGAUAAAGUGCCAUGUGUUCCAGACUGGCAGCAAGAAGACAGUGCCGUACAUCUCAACUAUUUAAAAGGAAACCUCAUGGAGAGCACGUGUUAUUUGAUAACAGUAACUCCAGUAUAUGCUGAUGGGCCUGGAACCCCUGAAUCCAUAAGGGCAUACCUUAAACAAGCUGCACCUUCCAAAGGACCUACUGUUCGUACAAAAAAAGUGGGGAAAAAUGAAGCUGUUUUAGAAUGGGACCAACUUCCUGUUGAUGUUCAAAAUGGAUUUAUCAGAAAUUAUACUAUAAUUUAUAAAACUGCCUUUGGAAAUGAAACUGCUGUGAAUGUGGACUCUUCCCACACAGAAUACACUCUGUCGUCUCUGACUAGUGACACACUAUACAUGGUACGAAUGGCAGCAUACACAGACGAAGGGGGGAUGUACGGUCCUGACUUCACUUUCACCACUCCAAAGUUUGCUCAAGGAGAAAUCGAAGCCAUAGUUGUGCCUGUUUGCUUAGCAUUCUUAUUGAUAACUCUUUUGGGAGUGUUAGUCUGCUUUAAUAAGAGAGACCUGAUUAAAAAGCAUAUCUGGCCUAAUGUUCCAGAUCCUUCAAAGAGUCAUAUUGCCCAGUGGUCACCUCACACACCUCCAAGGCACAAUUUUAAUCCUAAAGAUCAAAUGUAUCCAGAUGGCAAUUUCACUGAUGUAAGUGUUGUGGAAAUAGAAGCAAAUGUGAAAAAGUCUUUACCAGAAGAUCUGAAAUCACUGGACCUAUUUAAGAAGGACAAGAUUAGUACUGAGGGACACAGCAGUGGUAUUGGAGGGUCUUCAUGCAUGUCAUCAUCAAGGCCAAGCAUUUCAAGCGGUGAUGAAAAUGAAUCUGGACAAAACACUUCGAGCACUGUUCAAUAUUCUACUGUGGUGCACAGCGGCUACAGACACCAGGUUCCAUCAGUCCAAGUCUUCGCAAGAUCUGAGUCCACCCAGCCCUUGUUAGACUCAGAGGAACGUCCAGAAGACCUACAGUUAGUAGAUAAUGUAGGCAGCAGUGAUAGCAUAUUGCCCAGGCAACAAUAUUUCAAACAAAAUUGCAGUCAGCCUGAAACCGGUCAAGAUAUUCCACAUUUUGAAAGGUCAAAGCAAGUUUCAUCAGUCAAUGAGGAAGAUUUUGUCAGACUUAAACAGCAGCAGAUUUCAGAUCACAUUUCACAGUCCUGUGGAUCUGGGCAAAUGAAAAUGUUUCAAGAAGUUUCUACAAAAGAUGCUUUUGGUCCAGGUACACACGAAGAAAUAAAGAGAUUUGAAACCGUUGGAAUGGAUGAAGGAAUGCCUAAAAGUUACUUACCACAAACUGUAAGACAAGGUGGUUACGUACCUCAGUAA
This is a messenger RNA of Chrysochloris asiatica (Cape golden mole), 2748 nucleotides long. It is a transcript of the gene IL6ST, whose product is annotated as interleukin 6 signal transducer (gp130, oncostatin M receptor). The coding region runs from base 1 to 2748 and encodes 915 amino acids. The transcript is spliced from 15 exons. The record is from RefSeq and is a predicted model, not a curated record. Gene Ontology annotation, cellular component: membrane; signaling receptor complex; external side of plasma membrane. Gene Ontology annotation, molecular function: cytokine receptor activity; cytokine binding. Gene Ontology annotation, biological process: cytokine-mediated signaling pathway. NCBI's taxonomy places the organism in Eukaryota, Metazoa, Chordata, Mammalia, Afrosoricida, Chrysochloridae.